This is a messenger RNA of Symbiodinium pilosum, 2136 nucleotides long. The record is from the annotation of a GenBank genome assembly. Lineage: Eukaryota; Dinophyceae; Suessiales; Symbiodiniaceae.
AUGUCCAGGCGUUCGCGUGCGGACUCGCCGCACCACCAAACAUACAGCAAUCGAGGCGGCCCUGAACAGCACACGGGUUCCCUUGUGGCGGUUAGUUCUGCACCAAGUUCCCCCCGCGGGGACGCAACGCCUUUGGCGCCUGGACGCCUUGGCGAUGACUGUUUUGUGCGUUUGGAUGCCUUGGACCCCGCAGGGGAAGUUGAGCGAACCAUGGUGACCUCCCCGACAUGCACUGCGCACAGUUUGCAUCUGGGUUGCUUUGCCCAGCUCCGGUCACAAGCAUCUGGCCCAUCGGACCUGCUCUGUCCACUGUGCCGCCAUAGCAGGUGCCGCCAGUGUAGCGCUGAUGGUUGGACUGACCGGCAAAACGCAGCACUGCGCGAGGCAUGCAACCGCCAUGGCAUCGGCAUCCCAACACCUGUGGCAAUCCGGCAUGGCGCAGGCAUAGCAGCUUGGAGGCCCAGUUGGAUGUGCGUAGCAUGCGCGCAGUCCGAGGACCUCCCGGACCUCGACGUGCCUCCUGAAACGGGUGGGGAGUGUGAGCGCUGUGGCGGGCGUACCGAGUGGGUACUUGAUCGCAGCAAUGGCCACAGUUGGCUGCAAUGUCCCGGUCAUUGCGCGCGGGUUGAGCCGCCAACCUCGGCAGCGAACGGCGCCCCGGCUGUGACACGCGAGUUUGCGCCGUCCGAGGCUGCACCUGUGUCUGCAGCAAGAGGAUCUGAAAUACUUGCUGCGGCGGUAUCACACCAAGCCGCAGGUGCGGCUGGCGAGGCCGCAGAGGGUGCUCCGUGGCUCGCGCGAGGCCCGCCACCAGGGCCGGUACGGGCUGCCACCAACUCCUGGCUGUACGUGCCACUGCUCCAUGCCGCAGCUGGGGACCUGGCACCGGCGGCUGUUGCUUCGUGGCAGGCGGAGCAGCGAUGUAGUGGAUGGUGGGAGGAGGCGCGGCGUUUGCUCCUGGUUGCCGCGCCCAUUGCCAGGAACAAGCUCGCCACGGCCCUCCGCCAAAGCGCUGGGGCUUCGCCCAUAGACCUUCGCCAGCUGCCGGGAACUGCUACGCCGCUGCGCGAGCGUGACGGAUACAUCCACGCGCUUGCCCAAUCGGCCCUGCUCGAGUGCUGUGCGGGCCUGCGUGUGGCAGCCAGCUUGGAUCGUCGCUCCGACGAUUUUCGCCAGGCGCCUGCAUCGGCCCUCCCCCAGCACGCAUGCCCGCCAACACGACGUCUCACAGUCACGUCUGAUGACAGGGAUGUCGAGCCGCCCAGCCUUCCGGCUCAACCACCAGCAGGCGCCGACGGGAGCCGUGAUGAGGCCGUUGCUGCCAAAGUCAAUGAGGCGGGGGCGCAGCCGAACCGCGAACUCCCGGGCCGCAGCCCCACAACCGCAGCUGCAGAUGCUGCAGAGGGAGUUGCGCCGCGUGCCGACGCAAUCGACAAUGGGGAACAGGAAGAAUCCCCUGUGCCACACACACAGGCACCCGGAAAUUCGUUCCCGCCGGCUGCUUGGGCUUGGCUGGAUGAUAUCAACCUUCAUCACAAGUUCCAAGUGCGGCUCCCAAUGCUGCAGUCUGUCCCCAGCUUCCUGACGCCUGGCGUGAGGCGCGCGUUCCUUGCCGCCCCCACUGCCAUCGCUGAUGCUGCUUGCGCGCGUGGAAGUUGUUCCUGCUGCUGCCGCGGCUCCUUCUCACGCGAAGCGCUGAGCCGUCGAGUCGCUGACCGGCAAGGGCGUCCACAACUCGAACGGCUCGGCGACACCAGCGAGGCCCGUGCGGCCCGCGCGUGCACGCUCGUGAGGCGGGGUGAACUUUCCCGGGUACGCCAAGUGUUGACGGCCGCCGCCUUCGCGCCAGGCGACGCAACCACAUUGCAGGCGCUCACAGACCCAGAUCGCCGACCAACGGCCAGAUUGCGUGACGUUCCCAAUGAGGUGCUUUCGUAUAGCCCAGACGAAGCUGUUGCCGUGACGGUUGGCCAGGUCGCAGAAGCCUUGCGCAGUUCCAAGCGAGGGAGUGCCGCAGGCCUUUCCGGCGCCACGUUUGAAAUCUACAAACUCCUCCUGGAUGAACAGGUCGCCAUUGACCUCCUUGAACCGGCGCCGUCAACCGCCUCGCGCGGGCGGACGUUCCGCACGAGGUAG